Messenger RNA from Drosophila biarmipes, 3555 nucleotides. RefSeq names its product transcription factor HNF-4 homolog (gene Hnf4). The transcript has 8 exons. Gene Ontology annotation, cellular component: nucleus. Gene Ontology annotation, molecular function: zinc ion binding; nuclear steroid receptor activity; RNA polymerase II cis-regulatory region sequence-specific DNA binding. The record is from RefSeq and is a predicted model, not a curated record. The coding region runs from base 902 to 3013 and encodes 703 amino acids. Gene Ontology annotation, biological process: regulation of transcription by RNA polymerase II; cell differentiation; anatomical structure development. Lineage: Eukaryota; Metazoa; Arthropoda; Insecta; Diptera; Drosophilidae.
AGUCGCCAGUCGUCAAUCGGUGCGCCGGGUUCUCUUCUCCUCUCCAAUCGGAACGUGGGUGUGCGUGUGUGAGAGAGAGCGGGUUCAAUCAACUGCAGUUUGCAAGUCGAGCACAUUCCACACCGCCCCCAGAAUACCCCUUGAGAAACGCUACAUUUAUGCAAUUAAUGCACAUUAAACUCAUAAAAUAAGAGGAAUUUUUUUGCAAAAACAACUACGUAACGGCUGCGUUCUAGUGAGUGUGAGUGAGAAGAGAGGCGACAGAGCAGGCGGAGAGAGUGGGCCAGGCAGUGAGCGCGAUAAGUGAGAGGCGCAAGAGCGCUUUGUAACGGAACUCAGAAGCCGUAGUUGAAUUCCAGUGACGUUGGAAGAAACAACUGCAAAAGGCAAAAACAAAGACAGUGCUUAUAGGCUGUAUAUUCCGCUUUGAUAUAAGUGAAUAUGCAGUGCGGGUAGUUACACAACUGGCUGGCAGUCACUCGUUAAAAACGCCCGAGAUGAAUUUCGCAGUGGCGGCAACAAGUGCAGAAAUAAUAAAACCCAAAGCCCAACAAAAUCCCCCAAAGGCGGAGCAGUGUCUCGUAGUGCCGAAAAGAAAACAAAAAUAAAUGUGAAUAAGAAAGAAGAGGCGUUAAUUAUAACGAGCCGCGGAAUCGCGUAAGGAAAUCAACAAGUGUGUGUCUGCCUUUCCCCAUUCGCUUUCAUUCAUGCGGUCAACUCAACAACUACAGAAACCAAAGCAGUCGCUGAUAGAAGCCCUGCGCAAGCAACAACAAAGGCCAGUUCGGCAAAGAUAGUAACAUCCAAAUCGCCUGGCAUCGGGCUUAAUUACCGGAUAUUAUUUUACCUCUAUGUGAUUGGAUCUCUUCGGCCGACCUGUAAUAAAAAUAGAUCACUUAACAUGAAGCAUCCACAGGACCUAAGCGUUACGGACGGCCAGCAGCUACUGAAGGUGAACAAGGUGGAAAAAAUGGAUCAGGAGCUCCACGAUGCCGAGUCGGAGAGCCACAUAAUGCACGCGGAUGCCCUGGCCGCUGGCUACCCGGCUGCCUCCCAGCCUCAUAGUCCGAUCGGCCACGCCCUCAGCCCCAAUGGCGUAGGGCUGGGAUUGAGCAACAGCAGCAACCAAAGCAGUGAGAACUUUGCGCUCUGCAACGGAAACGGAAAUGGCAAUACGGGCAGCGUAGGAGCCGGAAGUGCCAGCAGUGGCAGCAACAACAACAACAGCAUGUUCUCGCCCAACAACAACCUCGGCGGAAGCGGAAGUGCCAGCGUUAGCAGUCAGCAGCAAUUGCAGCAGCAACACCAGCAAUCGCCGACGGUUUGCGCCAUUUGUGGGGAUCGGGCGACGGGGAAACACUACGGCGCCUCGAGCUGCGACGGCUGUAAAGGAUUCUUCAGGCGGAGUGUGAGAAAGAACCACCAGUAUACGUGCAGAUUUUCGCGCAACUGUGUGGUGGAUAAGGACAAGCGGAACCAGUGCCGCUACUGCCGGCUGAGGAAGUGCUUCAAGGCGGGCAUGAAGAAGGAGGCUGUUCAGAACGAGCGGGACCGGAUCAGCUGCCGGCGGACCUCGAACGACGACCCGGAUCCGGGAAAUGGGCUGUCGGUGAUCUCAUUGGUCAAGGCGGAGAAUGAAUCGCGCCAGUCAAAGGCAGGCGCUGCCAUGGAGCCGAACAUAAACGAGGAUCUCUCCACGAAGCAGUUUGCCAGCAUCAACGACGUCUGCGAGUCGAUGAAGCAGCAGCUGCUGACCCUGGUGGAAUGGGCGAAACAGAUCCCGGCCUUCAACGAGUUGCAGCUUGACGACCAGGUAGCCUUGCUGCGAGCUCACGCAGGUGAGCACCUGCUCCUCGGUCUGUCGCGUCGCUCAAUGCACCUCAAGGAUGUCCUGCUGCUGAGCAACAAUUGCGUUAUUACCAGGCACUGUCCAGACCCCCUAGUGUCACCCAAUCUGGAUAUCUCAAGAAUUGGCGCCCGCAUCAUUGACGAACUAGUGACGGUGAUGAAGGAUGUGGGCAUCGACGAAACUGAAUUCGCCUGUAUCAAGGCCCUAGUCUUCUUUGAUCCCAAUGCCAAAGGCCUAAAUGAACCACACCGCAUUAAAUCGCUUCGGCAUCAGAUACUCAAUAAUCUCGAGGACUACAUAUCGGAUAGGCAAUACGAGUCACGCGGUCGGUUUGGCGAGAUCCUGCUCAUUUUGCCGGUUCUUCAGUCUAUCACUUGGCAGAUGAUCGAGCAGAUUCAGUUUGCCAAGAUCUUUGGUGUGGCCCACAUCGAUUCACUACUUCAGGAAAUGUUGCUGGGAGGAGAGUUGGCCGACAAUCCUCUGCCGCUGUCGCCGCCCAAUCAGUCGAAUGACUAUCACAGCCCGACCCACCCAGGCAACAUGGAGGGUAGCAGUCAGGUGAACUCCUCCCUAGCCUCGAUGGCCACAACUGGUGGCCCAGGCUCGCAUUCUUUGGAACUGGAGGUACAGCACAUCCAGGCCUUGAUCGAGGCGAACAGUGCUGAAGAUUCCUUCCGAGCCUACACGGCCAAUACGACAGCAUCUGCUGCAGCCGUCUCGUCCACAUCCUCUGCGCCCGCAUCCGUCGCCCCGGCCGCUAUCUCGCCUCCGCUCAACAGCCCCAAGUCACAACAGCAACACCAGCAACCAGCAACGCACCAGCAACCGCAGGAGAGCUCCUACAUGGAUAUGCCCAUCAAACAGUACAAUAGCAGUCGGUCCGGACCACUGGCCUCGCAGCACAGUCCCCAGCGAAUGCACCCCUACCAAAGACCAAUAAACUCACCGGUCGAAGUGUCAGGCGGUGUGGGUGGCUUGGCUCUGCGCAAUCCGGCCGACAUCACGCUCAACGAGUACAACCGAAGCGAGGGCAGUAGUGCUGAGGAACUUCUGCGGCGCACUCCUCUGAAGAUUCGUCCUUCUGAGCUCUUAUCCGCAUCUGGUGGCUUUGCAAUGGAACCCUGUAGAAUGACGUUAAAGCAGGAGCCAGAGACUGGUUACUGAAAAUAUAAUAAUCGGUACAAUGUGCAGUUUGCGAAAGGACACCCAUUAAGCACAUGCCCCACACACAUACAGGCCCUCUUUUGUACUCCCCCACCAGGUUCUAUAUAAGGAAGAAAUCGAAAGUGAGGAACUUACUUAAUUGUUAUGCCUUGAAUCAUUUUGAUACUUUUUAUUAGUUUUUAAGUAGGUAUCUUGGAAAUUGUUGCUUAAUUUUUAAAUGUUAAACACAGUUAAAAUCAAUCUUGGGAGUCAUAUUAUGCUCAAGACGUUUAUUAUAUAGAACCAUAUAUUACUAUACACCAUCUAUAAGUUUGUUGGUUAUUUGGUUAUCUUAUAUUUGUGGGCGAAUCACAAAGCAUUCAUAUAGGCCAUGCAAUAUAUUGUUUUAGGUUAGGGUGUUGUUUAGAUUAUGCGCUGAAAGUGUAAUAUAUAUUUAAUGCUAAGCAAAGAACUAUUUUUAUAUGAGUAUGUAUAAUAUACAAACUAUUUCUAGGAUGGCUGAAUGAAUAAAAAUCAAAAAGCAAAUUGGAGAUUGCAAAUUA